UUAAAUCAAACGUUAAUUACACCAAUUUACACGUAAUUAUUUCAUAUAUUCAUACAUCAAUACAAUUUUAAAAAUGCUUAUAUAAUUUUUUUUUAUUUUUUUUAUUUUUUGGUUUUAUACAAGUAUAUAUUUGAAGGGAGGAUAAAUAUAUAUCAUCACUAUUCACUAAUAAAAUUUCUAGUUGUCCGAUUAUAUCUUUAUUCAGUAACGGUCAAAACUGAAUUUGGCGCCUCUACAAAUUCAGUUAAGUACCAAAUUUAGAUAAGAGUAUCAGUCUCAGCAGCAGUAGCAGUAGUAAAAAACAAUGAGCACAUCCACUCAAUUUCUUUCUCCUUUCAUUUACCAACCUCUCAAAACCCCUAAAACCCUAACCCUAAUUUUCAAUUCCAAAUUUCCCCAAUCUCAUAAUUCUCAAAUUAACCCCAAAAUUAUUCAAUCCCAGAACAAACCCAUUCGCAAAAACCCUAGAAAAAGGUCUUAUGGAAGCUCAAGAAGGUCAGUUAUUAAGAAAACAUUCAUUCAGGAACAAGUGGUUUUUACUGCUCCGAUUUCCGAUGACCCGGAAGUUGGGAUAAUUGGUGGCGGAAUGGCGGGUCUUAUGUGCGCUCUAAAUUUGGAGAAGAGAGGGAUUCGUUCCACUGUUUUCGACACGGGAAUGCAUGGUUUGGGAGGGAGGAUGGGAACAAGAAUAGUUGAACCUAAGCACUAUGUUUUCGACCAUGCUGCUCAAUUUUUUACUGUCAGCGAUAUGCGGUUUGGUGAGUUGGUCAAUGGAUGGAUUGAGAAGGGGCUUGUACAGCAAUGGCAGGGUACAGUUGGAGAAAUUGAACCCGGGGGUCGAUUUUCUCCAUUGCCUGCUUCUCCACCACGAUAUAUAGGUGUCAAUGGAAUGCGUACACUGGCUGAUUCAAUAUUGUCCGAGGCAAAAAUGGUUGAAGUUGUUAGGCCAUGUUGGAUCAGUACACUAGAGCCAUUUAAUGGGAUGUGGCAUUUGAGUGAGAAUGGAAAGCCACGUGGAAAAUUCGAUGCUAUUGUUAUUGCACACAAUGGAAAAUGUGCAAAUCGCUUACUCGCCCAUUCAGGCUUGCCACUUAUUGCUAAACAAAUGAAGAGAUUAGAUUUGAGCUCUAUUUGGGCCCUGCUUGCAGCAUUUGAUGACCCUCUUCCUUUGACUUCUACCUUUGAAGGAGCAUUUGUAAAUGGAAUAGAUGCUUUAUCAUGGAUGGCCAACAACUCUGCAAAAUUGUCAUCUACCCAAAUUGGUCCUCAUUGCUGGACUUUCUUCAGUACAGCAGCUUUUGGAAAACAGAACAAGGUUCCACAGGAAAACAUUCCAAGUGUCACCGCAGAGAAGGUAACAACACAGAUGCUGGAGGGUGUUGAGAUUGCAUUAGGGCUCCCAAAAGGAUCACUGAAGAAACCUAGUUAUACCAAGGUGCAACUAUGGGGUGCAGCUCUUCCAACCAAUACUCCAGGCACUCCAUGCAUCUUUGAUCCUCAAGGAAGAGUUGGUAUUUGUGGUGAUUGGCUGCUGGGUUCAAGUCUAGAAGACGCUGCUCUCAGUGGCAUGUCAAUGGCUAGUCAUAUUGCAGACUAUUUUCAAAGUGAUGGAACACAUGCAGAGGAUUAUGCAAUUGGCUUGCACAAUGAAUUUCAACAGAUACAAGGACACGACAUUGGGCGGUUUCCUGGUUUAGAACCUAAAGACCUGGUGAUGGGAGAACUUGUACAAACAUAUAGUUAGCAAACUUGGUCUAGAAGGAUCAGUCUGAUUUAUUACAAGACUCCAUUUUGAAGCAUGGACUCAUAAGAGUGAAGAACUGGAACGGCUUGAUCACUACACCUUUCUUUCUUUAUUAUGGGCCAUAUGACUCUCUCGUAAUUAGGGUGGUUGUAAGUACUCCGGAGUUGAUCUUCAAUCUCUCUAGUGAAUGGCUCCACUGAGGAAUUCAAGCUCAAGAUUUUACUCGAACCUCUCCUUCGGCUCCUAGGACUCUUCCCCGUGGACUCUCUUGAUGUUUGCCAGAUUUUUUAUGGAGGUUGGAAUUGUUUGGAUAAUACUGCAAGUGUCGGUGGAUCUUCUGUGAGGUUCAUUGAUGGGCUUCUAUUUGGUCAUAUCUCCUUCUGCCCUUCGUUACAUGCUUGCUUUUGGGCUCUCCAUGAAGCUCGCCGUAAAGGCUUUCUUCGUUUGCUAAUCUACACAGACGGCGCAGUUUUAAUUUCUUUGAUUUGUCAACGGCGUUGAAAUGACAUCUCAUAUUUCUGGUUGCUUCAUAGUUCAUCCCUAUUAUCUUUCCCUAGCUACUUGUCGUAUUUGUAAAGUCCUGCGUACUUGGGUUUCUCCUGCUCCUUGGCUGGCUGUGGGAGCUCGUCGCCGAUGUUUUCUGUAUCUGUCCUUUUAAUUUGGUCUUUGUUUGGUUGGUUAGUUUGUUUAUCAGCUCUUCUUGUAAAAGAAAAAAAAAGCAAUUCCAGUCAUAGACUGUUUGCUUUAAAACGAUCCCAACUUUUAGGUGUAUUUUUACAAAAUGGUUCACGUAAAAUUAACUUGACAAACUUCAAAUUGGUUAAUAUGACCACUUCUUUUGAAACACAACCCCCCCCCCCCAAAAAAAAAAAA
Chenopodium quinoa (quinoa) is the source of this 2617-nucleotide messenger RNA. RefSeq names its product renalase-like. NCBI's taxonomy places the organism in Eukaryota, Viridiplantae, Streptophyta, Magnoliopsida, Caryophyllales, Amaranthaceae. The transcript has 10 exons. The record is from RefSeq and is a predicted model, not a curated record. The coding region runs from base 305 to 1744 and encodes 479 amino acids.